Molecule: messenger RNA, 1627 nt
Organism: Sabethes cyaneus
Lineage: Eukaryota; Metazoa; Arthropoda; Insecta; Diptera; Culicidae
Gene: Or56a
Product: odorant receptor 56a
Exons: 5
Coding region: 1-1215 (404 amino acids)
Biological process (GO): detection of chemical stimulus involved in sensory perception of smell; sensory perception of smell
Cellular component (GO): plasma membrane
Molecular function (GO): olfactory receptor activity; odorant binding
Source: RefSeq, a predicted model, not a curated record
AUGGAACUGAAGGAGGAAUGGAUUCAGGAAGACGAAACUUUCGAAAAUCCGCUGCUGCAGUGGAUGCUAACCGGGUUGAAGUUUUACGGUAUUGUGCUGAACAAAAGUCAACGGUGGAAAACGCUUAACCAAGUCCGAGGAGUUUGGUUCACGGCGUCCUUGUUGGCUUUUAACGUAACCCAGUAUGUGGACCUGUACCAGGUGUGGGGAAAUGUUGGUGCAAUGACGGCUAACGCAUCAACUACUUUGCUGUUCAGUACGACCAUAAUUCGAUUGUUUCAUUUUUACUGGAAUAGAACUAGAUUCAACGAUGCAAUCCGUCAAGCGGACGAGGGAACUCAGCAGAUUCUUCAGAAAGCAAACACUGACCAGCGGCUCAUAUUGGCGGACAAUGUCAAAUACAUAAAGCGGCUGACGGCCGUCUUCUGGAUCUGUGCCUUGGUGACGGCGAACUCCAUGUGCGUGUACUCGUUGAUACAGUACUUCGGCGCGCAGUCAAAGGAGCUGGCGAAAGUGACGAUUCUGCGUUCAUGGUAUCCCGCGGAAAAUGCUAUGGAACAUUUUGCUGCGAUUUACUGCAUUCAGCUGUACAUAAUGUACGUAGGUCAGCUGAUCGUACCCUGUUGGCACGUGUUCAUGGUCAGCCUGAUGGUCUACGUGCGGAUGGCGUUGAUGGUUUUGAACUACAAGCUGGAACAUUUGCGGGGAACUGGUGCGAAGCAAUGGAAGGACCUGGAUGAGAAGGGUCUGCUAUCACUGCAGGAUACCAUCGUGGAGUGCAUUCAGAUGCAGCACGGACUGUACGAGUAUACGCGGGAGUUGGAGAGUUUGCUCCGGGGUGCAGUGUUCAUGGAUUUUGUGGUGUUUUCGGUGCUGCUCUGCGCUUUGCUGUUUGAAGCUUCGGUGACUAGUUCCACCGUUCAGGUUUUCAUAGACAUUUGCUACAUAACGACGAUGACGGCUAUUCUUUUCCUGUACUACUGGCAUGCCAAUGAAAUUCAUCACCAGGCAAAUCUCCUUUCCGGGUCGGUUUUCAGAAGCGACUGGUACAACUAUCCACGCUCGGUAAGCCGCCACUUGCUAACCUUCAUCUGCUACAGCAACAAACCGCUUACAAUGAAAGCGUUUAUCGUUCCGAUGUCACUGGAUACUUUCAUAGCGAUAUUGCGAGCUUCUUAUAGCUACUUUACUAUUCUGAAACAAGCCACUAACUAAUUGUAUGACCGUUGCCGGUUGCCGACGGUGAAUUCCCGAUGGCGGUCAGGCUACUUAGACUACCGUUGAAAUUGGUUGGUUUUGGAUGGCAUCUACUUCUCCGGGAGAUUCAGGACGAGCAAACUAGUCAGCACCAACGGUACUAAUUCGUUCAAUUAAACAAUAGCACCUGUUUUUCGCACAAAGUGCCAACACUCCUCCGUGACUGUGGGGCACUUGUAAGCGGGUGGGUGCAAGUCACCAUGACACCCGGUCUCGCACAUCUCGGCGGCCGACGGAAGAACAACCAGCACGGGACGAGUCAACUCCUACUUUUCUACUGAACUGAAGCCAACAACCAGCCAGCCAGGAGUUUUACCGAGACCGGGAACUGUUCAUUAUUUAUUAUUUCUGAAUGAUGAAAAGGACCGAG